AUGGAAGCUCCUUUGUGCUCUUGUGGUAGGGGUCGUAUGAUCCUUUUAAUGACAAGAACUGAAAAAAACUACGAAAAAUAUUUUUUUGUUGUCCAGCUCGUCAACAACACCACCGGUGUUUCAUUUGGGCGGACGAUGUUCACCGUCAAUAUUCUUCACAAGCAA
Messenger RNA from Striga asiatica, 165 nucleotides. Lineage: Eukaryota; Viridiplantae; Streptophyta; Magnoliopsida; Lamiales; Orobanchaceae. The record is from the annotation of a GenBank genome assembly.